AUGGAUAUUGAUCUGGCACUUCGUGAGGACAUGCCACCUGUCCCCACAGAGAAAACUACGCCAGAGGAGAAAAAGUUGUAUGAGAGGUGGAAGCGGUCAAACCGCUUAAGUCUUUUACUCAUACAAAGUCAUUUCUCCAUAAAGAUAAGGGGUUCAAUUCCUGAUUGCAAAACUGCAAAAGAAUUCUUAACAGCAGUAGAAGAGCAAUUUGUGAGUUCAAAGAAAGCCCUAGCCAGCACCUUAAUAUCAAGGUUUGCUUCCUUGAAGUAUAAUGAUAAUGGUGGCAUACGCGAGCACAUUAUGGAAUUACGUGACAUCGCUACCCAAUUAAAAUCAUUGGAAGUAGACAUGUCAGAGAUUUUUCUUGUAUACUUUGUUCUUAAUUCUCUGCCUAUGGAAUAUGCACCAUUUAAGAUCUCAUACAACACACAUACAGAAAAAUGGACUAUGAAUCAACUUCUAGCCAUGUGUGUUGAUGAAGAACAGAGAAUAAAACAAGAGAGGCUAGAGAGUGUUUAUCUCACCUCUCAUAAGGAAAAAGAACAUAAAGAGGUCGGCGGUACCGGUCAUCAUAUUCCUAUCGAGCCCGCAGCGGCUGCGGCUCCCCAUGGCCGCCAUGGCCACCGCGGGCGGAGGAAAGGGAGGAUUCGGCCGCCAUGGCCUGCGGCCCGCCGCUAA
Molecule: messenger RNA, 678 nt
Organism: Phoenix dactylifera (date palm)
Lineage: Eukaryota; Viridiplantae; Streptophyta; Magnoliopsida; Arecales; Arecaceae
Source: RefSeq, a predicted model, not a curated record